GACUACCACUCAGUACAAUCUUAACUCGCGUCUUAUAAAUAUCCUGCAAUUAAUCCUGUCGCUUAAUAAUUUUAUUUGGAUUCAAAUAAUUAACUGGUGACCUUACAAGUGCUCAGUGUAAAUUUUAUUUAUAUCAAAAUUUUUUUGUAAAAAGAAAGAAAAGAAAAUUAGUUUGAUUUUUUUUUAAUUUUCUCAAAAAUGAAAAAAUAUUUUUUGUUUUUAAAUUUAUUGAGUUUUAUUAUUUUUUUGGUUUUAUUUCCGGUGAAAACAAGUGCGUUGACGACUUUUGGUAAAACUAAUCCACAAAAUCAAAAUCCACCCCCACCACCUACUCCAGCUUACAAUAACGAGGUGAUAGUGGUCAAUAAAACAGCUUUUGAAUUAGCACGAUUAACUAGUAUGGGAAGAAGCGGAAUGAGACCUACCGGAAUGAAGAGUUCUUCAGCUCAUGUAGGACAUAACAGCUUGGGCAAAGCGCGAGAAUGCAAAAUAGAGUCAGAUUGCAGUGCAAUACAAAACACAACAUGUGUGCAAGAUCCAAAUGGUGACAAAAAACGUUGUCUCUGUGGUGAUUUAUCGGCUCCUGUCAAUGGAUACUGCAGUUAUCAAUAUAAAGCAUUACAUUCAAUGUGUAAUGACGAUAACGAUUGUGGUGAAGGCGCGGAAUGUAUUCCCGAAAACACAACAUCUUCAGUAAAAAAAUGUACAUGCAAGGAAGAUUGGGUCGAGGAAAAUUUCAAGUGCAAUGGAUCUAUAACAUUGACUUCGUCAUUAUUUCUAUUAAUUUUUUCUAUAUUAAUUGUAAAACAUUAAAAUAAUUUAAAACGAUCAUAAUUAAUUUUGAGGACAUUUCGAUUUAUUUGAUACUGGACAAAGAAGAAUUGAAAUUAUUCAUAUAUAUUUA
Messenger RNA from Microplitis mediator, 904 nucleotides. RefSeq lists its product as uncharacterized. NCBI's taxonomy places the organism in Eukaryota, Metazoa, Arthropoda, Insecta, Hymenoptera, Braconidae. The record is from RefSeq and is a predicted model, not a curated record. Bases 199 to 813 code for a protein of 204 amino acids. The transcript is spliced from 5 exons.